GUUGAUUGUUGCUGUUCUGGGGUGACCAGAAUAGCUAGCCUCCUCUUCUCACUACUCCGGGAUACUCCUCCUGAAGCUCUGGACGGUGCUUGGAGCUGAGCCAAGAGGGAGGAAGGGCUCCUUGGGAGUGAAGAGGCAUUAGGAGGGCGACAGGCCGCCCACGUCAGUCAGAGUCCAAAUGUGCUAGAAGGCCAGAAAGAAGGCAAAUUUUACAAUCCUUUGAUCCUGUGAGAGUUUUGCUAAAUCAUAAGAGAAUUCAGGUGGUCUGUGAGAAACAACAGAAUGGAUCUGAAUUCCAGUCUGUCCAAUUUCACUCUUCUUACCAAAGGACUUUCUAGCACAUGGCUGGAAUUUUUCAGAAGUACGUUUAUGACUACUUCUGAUGAUCUCCCUGAAAUCAUUCUAAUAUUGUCCUUGAUCUGCACAGUUGGAGGAUUUUUGAAUCUACACUUAAAAGACUUUCCAAUUCCUCUCCCUGUGAUAUUAUUUUUAAUUGGAUGCAGUUUUGAAAUAUUAAGUUUUACAUCUGAGCAGGUCCAAAUAUAUGCAGAUGCCAUACAAUGGAUGAGUCCAAAAGUAUUUUUUGAUCUAUUUACACCAAUAAUUAUCUUUAAUGUUGCAUUUGACAUGGAUGUUUACAUGCUGCAGAAAUUAUUUUGGCAGGUACUUUUAAUUACAAUUCCUGGCUUUUUGAUGAAUUAUAUAUUAAUUCUUUGGUAUCUGGCAUCUGUGAAUAAAUUACUUUUGAAAACCACUCCAUGGUUAUUAUUUUCAACUAUCCUUGUGAGUUCGGAUCCCAUGCUGACGGCGGCUGCCAUAAGAGACCUUGGUCUUUCUAGAAGCCUCAUCAAUUUAAUUAAUGGAGAAAGUCUGAUGACCUCUAUAAUGUCUUUGAUUGUAUUCAUUGGUAUUGAGGAUAUUAAUGUCAGCCUGCAAAAGAAGGUGAACCAUUCUUUAGCCUUUGACAUCCUGCUUGAAAUUUGGUCUUAUUUUCUAGCCAGUUUCUUGUUUGGAAUUCUAAGUUCAAAACUGAUUCAACUGUGGAUGUCUACUGUUUUUGGAGAUGAUGUCAAUCACAUAAGCCUCAGCUUUUCAAUUCUGUACCUCAUCUUUUUUAUUUGUGAGCUAGUUGGAAUGUCUGGAAUAUUUACCCUGGCCAUUAUGGGACUUUUUUUAAAUUCUACAAGUUUUAAACCAGGAGUUGAAGCGCUUCUUCUCGAAUUCUGGAAUUGUCUAUCAUUUGUUGCUUUUCUUAUGGUGUUUACCUUCAUUGGACUUCUAAUUCCUGCACAUACAUAUUUAUAUAUAUCAUUUUCUGACAUAUAUUAUUCAUUAAAUAUCUAUUUCACACUUAUUGUUUUAAGACUUCUGGUCUUUCUAAUAAUGAGCCCUCUUUUGUCUCGACUUGGUCAUGGGUUCAGCUGGCGCUGGGCAUUCAUAAUGGUCUGGAGUGAAAUGAAAGGAACACCUAAUAUAAACAUGGCUCUUCUGCUUGCCUACUCUGACCUUUCUCUUGGCUCUGAGAGGGAAAAAUCUCAAGUAUUAUUUCAUGGAGUGUCAGUAUGCUUAGUUACCUUGAUUGUCAAUAGAUUUAUUUUGCCAAUGGCAGUUAGUAAACUAGGUCUUCGUGAUGUCACAUCAACAAAAUAUAAAUCACUUUAUUGUACAUUUCAACACUUUCAAGAGCUAACCAAAUCUGCAGCCUCUGCACUCAAAUUUGACAAAGAUCUUGCUAAUGCGGAUUGGAAUAUGGUUGAGAAAGCAAUUAUACUUCAAAACCCAUAUGCGUUGAGCCAAGGAGACCCAACAGAACAUCAAAAGGUGACAUGUCUAGACUGUAACAAGGAAAUAGAUGAGACCCUUAACAUUGAAGCAAUGGAGCUGGCCAACAGACGUCUCUUGUCGGCACAAAUAGCAAGCUACCAGAGACAAUAUAGGAAUGAGACUCUGUCCCAGAGUGCAGUCCAGGUGCUGGUAGGUGCAGCGGGAAGCUUUGGAGAGAAGAAGGGAGAAUAUAUGAGUCCUGAGACAAUAAAGAAUUAUUCUGAAAGCAAAAAACUUCUUUCCUUUAUUAGAAAAGUAUUGCUCAAUUGGGUGUAUAACACUAAAAAGGAAAAAGGGAUCCCAUCAAGACAUUGCAUUCUUCGUGUAUGCCAUAAAAUUGUAUUUACUGAUGAAUUUGAGUACAUUGGAUAUCUUGUGAUACUAAUGAAUAUGUUUCCCAUUAUAAUUUCUUGGAUACCUGAGUUAAGUGAUAUCUAUGAGCAUGAAUUAAGAUAUUGCAACUACUCUUUUCUUGCAUUCUAUAUAAUGGAGUCCCUACUUAAGAUGGCUGCAAUGAGGAAGGAAUAUUUUUUACAUACCUGGAACUUAUUUGAGUUAGCAAUUACAUCAGUUGGCAUCAUAGAUAUAAUUCUUAUUGAGACAAAUUCCAUUACUUUUACUCUUGAUUUUAUUCUAACAGUAAUAUUUAUAAAAAUUGUUCGAUUUCUUCGCAUACUACGUAUUUUGAAGCUCAUAACCCCAAAGUUGCUGCAAAUAAUAGAUCAAAAGAUGAGUCACCAGCUGUCCUUUAAGUAUGCUAUACUAAAAGGAUAUGUCCAAGGUGAAGCAGACAUAAUGACUAUAAUUGAUCAGAUUUCAAGUUCUAAGCAAGUUAAACAGAUGUUAUUAAGGAGGAUUAUGAAGAAUACAGGACACGCUAUGAAAGAGCUGGGCUACUUAGAGUAUGAUCACCCAGAAAUCGUUGUUACUAUGAAAACAAAGGAGGAGAUUAAUGUCAUGCUCAAUUUGGCUAGAGAAAUUGUUAAGGUUUUUAGGUCAAAAGGAAUUAUUCAUAAAAUUGAAGGUUCUGAAAUUAAUAAGUUAAUAAUGGCCAAAAAAAGAGAGAUACUUGAUUUUCAACCUGUUAUCAAGCCCCUUACUGUUGAAGAAGCACUCUACCAUAUUCCAUGGCUAGAUAAAGACAAAGACCAUAUAAACUUCAUUCAGGAAAGAGCCAAAGUUGUAACAUUUGAUUGUGGAAAUGAUAUAUUUGAAGAAGGUGAUGAGCCCGAAGGAAUUUAUAUAAUAAUAUCAGGUAUGAUAAAGCUUCAAAGAUCAAAACCUGGUUUCGGAAUUGACCAAAUGCUCUGGGAGUCAGAGGAAAAAGAUUAUCAGCUAAUGUACACAGACUUUGCAAUCAGUGGGGAAAUAAUAGGAGAGCUAAACUGUUUAACUAACGAACCCAUGAUGUGUUCUGCUACCUGCAAAACUGUAGUGGAGACUUGUUUUAUUCCUAAAAAUCACUUGUAUGAAGCUUUUAAACAAUGUUGUCCUCACAUUGAAUAUAAAAUGUGGCUAAAACUUGGACUUUCUAUUACCGCCAAAAAAAUGAGGGAACGUUUGUCUUAUGAGGAUUGGAACUACAAGAUGCAGUUAAAACUCUGUAAUGUUUGUGUAAAAGAUAUACCAAAGAACUCCAAAACUGAUAUCUAUGAUGAAACUGUGAUCUAUGUCAUCCUCAUCAAUGGAGCUAUAGAAGAUUGUCAGUUACGAAAAGCUUAUAAGGCACCUUCCUUAAUUCCUAUAACGUGCUAUCAGGUACAAGGCACUGAAGAUUUUACAAAGGUAAUGAUUGUUCAAACUUUGGUUGAUGUGAAAAACUUCAGAUGGAACACUAGAAAGUAUGUACCUUCGCGUAAAGCAUCUCUUCCAGUAUCAUCUGCAAGCAGACUCUAUAAAGAAGACCUUCAAUUUGACACAAAUAUUGAGAUUCAACAGCCUACAGGGUUACUUGAUAGUAUCAAGGAAAAAAUGGACAUCUAUACGGUCGCCUAAAUAAGACUUCAGUGAAAAUCUGGAAUGGUUGACAACACUUUUGAAGACUGAUGCACAUAUGGGCACUACUGUCACGAGUCACCUCCUGUUUUUGAAACUCAUUUCCCUGCAUCAAAAGGAAGCGACUUCAAGCUGGAUCCCAUAUGGAUGAUCUUGGUGCCACAAGGAAAGAUGUCUGGACCUUGCAACCAUUCCAUCUAAAAUAUAUUUUUUGGAAUAUUUUCUUGAUUUAAAAUCUCUUUUAUGGUAAAUAUCUAAAACAUCUCAGAAAAAUCAGAGAGUAAGUUUCCGUUUUAGAGCCAGAAAAUAAGCUUAGGCCACCUAGGAUAGUUUGCAUAGUGCUCUUAGAGCAUAAAUGGUUUGAUUCACUUUAUGAAAAAUAA
Molecule: messenger RNA, 4202 nt
Organism: Zalophus californianus (California sea lion)
Lineage: Eukaryota; Metazoa; Chordata; Mammalia; Carnivora; Otariidae
Gene: SLC9C1
Product: solute carrier family 9 member C1
Exons: 30
Coding region: 283-3819 (1178 amino acids)
Biological process (GO): proton transmembrane transport
Cellular component (GO): membrane
Molecular function (GO): monoatomic ion channel activity; sodium:proton antiporter activity
Source: RefSeq, a predicted model, not a curated record